AUGUACGAACACACAGCUUCAGCUCCUGGAUUGUUAGAGGUAGACGAGAGGAUCAUACCAUGGGGUGAAAAAGAGCGAGACCGAGACCUGCAGCUUGUCAGAGAUUACAAGCCUCACAAAGAUGUCCAGCAUCUCAGAAUUAUGCUUUAUGGACCACCAGGUGCUGGAAAGUCCAGCUUCAUCAACUCUGUGGACAGUACUUUAAGAGGCAAAAUCGCAACUCGAGCUUCAGCAGACGCAACCUCUGGUGUCAGUUUCACUAAUGCAUACAGGACAUAUAAAAUUCACAGAGAAAAUCCAAGAACCUUUUAUCCUUUUGCAUUCAAUGACACCAUGGGCCUGGAGAGGGGCGCUGAGGGAGGAAUUCUUGUGGAAGACAUCAAACUUGCCAUGAGUGGACAUGUAAAAGAAGGUUACAGGUUCAACCCCAAAUGUCACUUGUUUGAAACGGAUCCUGACUACAACAGUUCUCCUACUUUAGAUGACAAAGUCCACAUUCUGUUUUCGAGGAAUAAUCAAAUCCUCAGAAGCAGGGUUGUCCAGUCCAGUGGAAGGCGGGCGGCCACGGCGGGGGGCCUGAGCCGGGACCACCUGAUCAUCCAGAAGCACAUGUGCUGGUUUAAGUCUGUCAAUAGAAACAGCCUCCUGCCGACCCCCAAAGUCCAAAAGGAAAUGCUUCCGGCCUGGUUGAAGAACCCUAAAGGGGCCGUCAUACAGUGGACACAGCGGAGGCCUAUGAGCGUCAUGCCUGACAAAAACAAACUGCGAAGAGUCCAACGACCUCGGAACAAAGGUGUCGGGCAGACAAUGGUGCACUGGGCCAGGAAGAGAAAACGAGUCUCUUGGGGGAUGGAGAGACAGCACAGAGGGAAUGAAGCACAGGGGUGGGCUCUCGGGCAAGAAUUCCCCAGGGACCCAGAGGGGCUUACCGAGGACAAGUUCAGCCGGGGAAACCCCGAGGUCUUCUUUAACCGCGCACCGCAACCCCAGUAA
Molecule: messenger RNA, 993 nt
Organism: Pundamilia nyererei
Lineage: Eukaryota; Metazoa; Chordata; Actinopteri; Cichliformes; Cichlidae
Source: RefSeq, a predicted model, not a curated record